Messenger RNA from Rhinichthys klamathensis goyatoka, 2655 nucleotides. It is a transcript of the gene glud1b, whose product is annotated as glutamate dehydrogenase 1b. The record is from RefSeq and is a predicted model, not a curated record. Gene Ontology annotation, molecular function: L-glutamate dehydrogenase (NAD+) activity. Gene Ontology annotation, cellular component: mitochondrion. Lineage: Eukaryota; Metazoa; Chordata; Actinopteri; Cypriniformes; Leuciscidae. The transcript is spliced from 13 exons. Bases 166 to 1794 code for a protein of 542 amino acids. Gene Ontology annotation, biological process: L-glutamate catabolic process.
CAUGAGCGCUGUCACUUUCACACUGAACGAGGCAGGCUCAGGAGCUUCCGUCGUCUCGUUCAUUUACCCCCAUUUUCGUUUCCCUUUUUCACCUCGUCGAUAACCCAUCAUCCUUUAAUUUCAUCUUUCUCCAUUGUACCGUAACUUUCAAAGUCCCUUUUCGCCAUGUACCGGUAUUUUGGGGAGCUGCUGACUCGCGGAGCGGGAAACGCUCUGGCCUCGGGAUGCGUCGAGUCCGCUCUGCCGGCUUCCUCGUCUUUGCUGAGGGUGCGUCACUACAGCGAUGCCGCUGACAAGGAAGAUGACCCGAACUUCUUCAGGAUGGUGGAGGGCUUCUUCGAUCGCGGCGCUGCUAUCGUCGAAAACAAACUGGUGGAGGACCUGAAGACCCGGGAGACGCCGGAGCAGAAGAGACACCGUGUGCGGGGGAUCCUCAAGAUCAUCAAGCCCUGCAACCACGUCUUGAGCGUGUCCUUCCCCAUCAAGAGAGACAACGGAGAAUGGGAGGUUAUCGAGGGUUACCGGGCACAACACAGCCAGCACAGAACUCCCUGCAAGGGAGGUAUCCGAUACAGCAUGGAUGUGUCCGUGGAUGAGGUUAAAGCUUUGGCCUCUUUGAUGACAUACAAGUGUGCUGUUGUUGAUGUGCCAUUUGGCGGAGCAAAAGCUGGAGUGAAAAUCAACCCCAGGAAUUACUCUGAUAAUGAGUUGGAGAAAAUCACAAGAAGAUUCACUAUUGAGCUGGCCAAAAAGGGAUUCAUUGGACCUGGCAUUGACGUACCCGCCCCUGACAUGAGCACCGGUGAGAGGGAGAUGUCCUGGAUCGCUGACACCUAUGCUAACACUAUUGCCCACACUGAUAUCAAUGCCCACGCCUGUGUGACGGGUAAACCUAUUAGCCAGGGUGGCAUCCAUGGCAGAAUCUCAGCCACUGGUCGUGGAGUCUUCCAUGGCAUUGAGAACUUCAUCAAUGAAGCCUCUUACAUGAGCAAACUGGGCCUGACCCCUGGAUUUGCUGACAAAACCUUCAUCAUUCAGGGUUUCGGUAAUGUGGGUCUGCAUUCCAUGCGUUACCUUCACCGUUAUGGUGCCAAAUGUGUGGGAAUUGCUGAGAUCGACGGCAGCAUCUGGAACCCCAACGGCAUGGACCCCAAAGAGCUGGAGGAAUACAAACUGCAACAUGGUACCAUUGUGGGCUUCCCCAACUCUCAGCCGUAUGAGGGAAACAUUCUGGAAGCUCAGUGUGAUAUCCUCAUCCCAGCAGCUGGAGAGAAACAGCUGACCAGGAAGAACGCUCACAAUAUCAAAGCUAAGAUUAUUGCUGAGGGUGCUAAUGGUCCUACUACACCAGAUGCUGACAAGAUUUUCGUAGAGAGGAACAUCAUGGUCAUUCCAGACAUGUACCUGAACGCUGGAGGUGUCACGGUCUCCUACUUUGAGUGGCUGAAAAACCUGAACCAUGUCAGCUAUGGUCGCCUGACCUUCAAGUACGAGAGGGACUCCAACUACCACCUGCUGAUGUCUGUGCAAGAGAGUCUUGAAAGGAAGUUUGGAAAGCAGGGCGGCCCCAUCCCAAUUGUCCCUACUGCUGAUUUCCAGGCCCGCGUAGCUGGAGCCUCUGAGAAGGACAUUGUGCACUCUGGUCUUGCCUACACCAUGGAGAGGUCGGCCAGGCAAAUUAUGCGCACGGCAAAUAAGUACAACCUGGGCUUGGAUUUGAGGACGGCAGCUUACGUCAAUGCCAUCGAGAAGGUCUUCAAGGUGUACAAUGAGGCUGGCCUGACCUUUACAUAAAUGACACACAAUUCCCUUUGCAAAAAGAAGACAAACAUCCAUAAACCUCUCGAUUUCCCCCUCCACAACCCUUUUAACAUAUGAGAAUUUACUUCAGCCUAACCCCCAUCUCCUCUAUUAUAACACCAUCACACUGUCAUAUCUCAAAAUCUCCGUCUUCAUGAGUUUGAGAGCUAUAAAGUGGUUUAUUCUGUUCUGAGGCUGCAAGUUUCACUGCUUUGCUGUAUAUGAUGUGGUCUCAAAACAAACUGGCACCAAUAAUCAGGUUUCUCAAGUGUUUCUUGUUGUAACUUGUUUAUUUUGUCCCUGUUUUUUUGUAUUGAUCUGUGGUAAACUAACGUGAUCCUCUUCAAAUGCAGCUGAUUUUAAAUGUCUGUUGAUUUGUCAUAUUGGCCCUGGCUUCCUCUCUAAAAUAUCAAUUCAACAUGGUGUGUUUUUGUUCUCUGUCAUGUUGUACGUGGUUAUUGCUCCAGUAGAAGAAGAGUGUUAAAGAUGCCUUACACCUGUGAGCGAGAGUUUUAUACUCAGAGAAAUUAUUUUCUUUGUCACUAUAAUUCAUGCAAUGAAUUUACAUGUAAUAUCACACAAAGGGAUACCCAGCCGUUUUGGCCUAGAGAUGUAAUGGAGUUCUACGCUAGCUAACAAUGUUUUUUGUAUCCGAGGCAGUUCAUUCCCCAUAACUUUUAGAGAUCAGAUAGUUGUUAGCAUGCGGCUAAUGUUAAACCUAGAGGGCCUGGGGCACUUGCGCUUAAAGGAGAGCAGGAAGUUGCUCACCAAGCUUAUCUGCACCCAUAUCUGGAACUAUGUUUUGGAAAUUUAUAUUGCUUUUUUUUUGUUGAGAAUAAAACAAACUAUCAUAUA